Messenger RNA from Vicugna pacos (alpaca), 924 nucleotides. RefSeq names its product olfactory receptor 5BS1-like. Gene Ontology annotation, molecular function: olfactory receptor activity; G protein-coupled receptor activity. The record is from RefSeq and is a predicted model, not a curated record. Gene Ontology annotation, cellular component: membrane. Gene Ontology annotation, biological process: G protein-coupled receptor signaling pathway. Lineage: Eukaryota; Metazoa; Chordata; Mammalia; Artiodactyla; Camelidae.
AUGUCUCUAAUCAUGAAAAAUCUCACCAUCAUUACUGAGUUUGUCUUCAUGGGACUUUCCAGGAAUCCUCAGAUCCAGACCAUGCUUUUUGCACUAUUCCUGGUGAUGUACCUCUUAACUCUGAUGGGGAACCUGAUGGUGAUCUUGGUGAUCAGGACUGAUUACCACCUUAAAACACCCAUGUACUUCUUCCUAGGUCACCUGUCAUUUCUGGAUCUCUCCCUAUCUUCAGUAACCAUGCCCAAGAUGCUGCAGAACUUAUUAACUCAAAAGAAAACCAUCUCUACGUGGGCCUGCAUGACCCAGAGUUUCUUUCUCAUGUUCUCUGGGACCACAGAGAGCUGCCUACUCUCUGUCAUGGCCUAUGACCGCUAUGCUGCCAUCUGCCACCCUCUGCUCUACAGUGUGGUUUUGAACAGGCCUCUCUGUGUCGGAAUGGUGAUUGCAGCAUGGGUAAUGGGGUUCCUAAACUCGUUGUCAAACAAUCUUUUCACUUACAACUUACAUUUCUGUGGGCCCAGUGUCAUCCCUCACUUCUGCUGUGAGCUGCCUUUACUCUUCUCUCUAUCCUGCACUGAUCCUGCUGCCAACGAGGCCUUUCUUGCUGGGUCAUGUGCAUUGUUAGGAUUUUUAACACUUUCCCUGAUCCUCUUCUCUUAUUCUAGAAUCAUCUCUGUUAUCAUAAGCAUCCAUUCUUCUGGGGGUCGAGAAAAAGCCUUCUCUACGUGUUCCUCCCACCUCACUGUGGUGCUUUUGUUCUAUGGGACAGCUUUAUUUAGGUACAUGAGCCCUCUCUCAGGCUCCAUGUUGGAGCGUGUGGUCUCCAUUCAAUACAGUGUGAUUACAUCCUUGCUGAACCCUCUCAUUUACAGCCUCAAGAACCAGGAGGUGAAGACAGCCCUGUGUAGAAUGUUGAAGAAAUAA